UUCCGGGCGCGGCUGUUCCGGCGGGCGGACAAUGCGGUUCCGAGUGGCCGUGCUGGGCUGCGGCGGCGCCUGUCCGUAGGCGGAGGUCGGAGCGGCCGCGGGUGCCAGCGCGGGGACGCGGCCCGGCGCUACAGGUGUGCCAAAAUGUCAGAAAGAUCGGAUAUUCUUCACUUCAAGUUCGACAACUAUGGAGAUUCGAUGUUACAGAAAAUGAACAAACUGAGGGAGGAAAACAAAUUUUGUGAUGUCGUGGUCCAUAUAGAUGAUGUUGAAGUUCACGGGCAUAAAAUUGUCUUUGCUGCUGGCUCUCCCUUUCUGAGAGAUCAGUUCUUACUGAACGACUCCAGGGACGUGAAGAUCUCUAUCCUGCAGAGUUCAGAAGUGGGGAGGCAGCUGCUCCUCUCCUGCUACAGCGGCAUCCUGGAGUUCCCCGAGAUGGAGCUGGUGAACUACUUGACAGCUGCGAGCUUUCUGCAGAUGAGCCACAUCGUGGAACGCUGUACCCAGGCCCUCUGGAAGUUCAUCAAACCGAAGCAGCCGCUGGAGAGCAAAGAGUGCGAACAGCAGAGCGACUCCUCGGAGCUGAAGGAGCAUCAGGGAGAUGACGACUCUCUGCAGCAGGACUCGCCUUGUAUCCAGCCCUCGGAAGACAGCAUGGACAUGGAGGACAGCGAUAUUCAGAUCAUCAAGGUGGAGUCCAUCGGGGAGGUGGCAGAAGUCAGGAAUAAGAAGGAUCAGAACCAGUUUAUUUCUUCCGAACAAACUGCCCUGCAUUCCUCAGAGCCUCAACACUUUGUUAUCAACUCCACUGUUGAGAACAGAGCGAGUGAAAUCGAGCAAAACCACCUCCACAACUAUGCCCUUUCCUAUGCCGGCGGCGAUAACAUCGUUCUGGCCUCUAAAGAUAUGUUUGGGCCCAACAACCGAGGGAUAGACAAAGGCCUCCAGUGGCACCACCAGUGUCCAAAGUGCACGAGAGUAUUUCGGCAUCUGGAAAACUAUGCCAAUCACUUAAAGAUGCACAAACUAUUUAUGUGUCUGCUCUGUGGCAAGACGUUCACUCAGAAGGGCAACCUCCACCGGCACAUGAGAGUGCACGCAGGCAUCAAACCAUUCCAGUGUAAGAUCUGUGGGAAAACGUUCUCUCAGAAAUGUUCCUUACAGGACCACCUCAACCUGCACAGUGGGGACAAGCCCCACAAGUGUAACUACUGUGACAUGGUUUUCGCCCAUAAACCCGUUCUGAGGAAACACCUUAAACAGCUGCAUGGUAAAAACAGCUUUGACAAUGCCAAUGAGAGGAACGUGCAAGACAUAACGGUGGACUUCGACUCGUUCACGUGCAGCGCUGCUACAGACAGUAAGGUCUGUCAGCAGGCUGAUGCCAGCCAGGUACUGGAUGCAGGGAAGCUGCCUCAGGCUGUGCUCAGUUUAAGAAACGAUAGUACCUGCGUCAAUUAAGCAAUUAAAACCCGCCCCGUGCGGGGAUCGUGACUGAGAGGAGCAGACCGUUGGUUCGGGCUCUUCCCCAGACCAGUGGUGUGCCCCGAAAGGCUACGGAUGGUUGGAUUGCAAAACCUGGCAGGUCUUCAUCCAUCGUUCUUAGUCUUACUUGAUAUUUUCUGUGAAUAGCAAUCCUCCUUCAGGUUUCUAUCUGUGUCUCUACUGUGGAUUAUGGGGUUAAUUAUUUCAUUUCUCUCUGAUUAGGAGACUCAAGACUAACACCUUUUGAAGGACUGUUGCUGUGGGCUGCAAGUAAACCAUCUGCUGUACAGUUAGAGGCCUCUUUAUGUCUGGGCAGAUGGAGGAAAGAGCAAGGAGGACAAGUCUGUGAGAGAAGCUGAUUUUUUUUUUUUUUUUAAAGCACUGGAUAACUGAAAACACUCCAUAUACUUAAAUUUAAACUUACCUCUUAAAAUUACCUUUCUCUGAUCUUACCCCUAGACUCCUACAGUUAAAAUGAAGUAUUUUUGUGUCACUUUUUUGCCCUUUCUAAACUUACUUCAAGAAACUUCUGCUGCCAAUCAGUGCUCUCUUAAUAGCUCUCAGGGUUUUUAACCUCAACAUGCAUUAUGAAAAGAUGGAAACCCUAAAUGAUUUGGCAGGGUUGGCUGAUCAUUGCAUGGAGCUGUUCAAACUGAGGGUAAACUGCAGCUCUGGAAUGUGAGAGGCUGGAGUGCAAGUAUGACCCAUUUCUCAUGCUGGCAUACCUGGGAUUUUUAAAGGGCACUCACCAGUGCAUGUACUGAGACAAGCUAAACACUUCAAAGCUAAAAAUUAUCAUCCAUCCUCCGUAAGUUUUGCAGCACAAACCACAACAGCUGUUGGGUUUAAGGCAAAGCUGGAGUGGAGAUACACUGCUUUUUGACACUGUGAAAAGAAUCUGUUUUUAAAGCUGCAAUGGAUAACAACUCCAUGCUUUUUUUUUUUUUUGCCUUUUUUUUCCCCCCUUAGUUCUUGUACGUCUCUCCUUGAUGUCUAAUAAGGGCCACAUGUCAGUUAAACUUGAAACAAAAAUACCUGCUAAAAGAACUUAAGCAACAUAAAGUUUUUUGAUUUCUUGGACAUUUUUUUGAAGUGACCUGCAGAGUUCGUGACCAUUAGUGUUUUACAGAGCCUAGGGUGAGGUAUAGGUAGCACAAUUUCUGCAGGUUAAUGUAUCAGCUAUUGACUGUACUCAGCAAUACCUCUUGUAUUACCGCCUUAAACAUCCAAUGUAGCGGGAAUGGCACGUUCACUGGGAUUCUGGGAUUACACUGUAUCGCUUCUCAAAAGUGCCGUGGAAUGAUCCGCAUCCCAGUCGGGCUGACAGCAGCCUGAUGUACCUGAGGCACACCAUUCCCAGCAGAACAGCACUCUGAGGACACUGAAGCGUAGCACAGACCCAUAACCGAACGGCUGAUCCUGGGCACAGAACCGCUCUUUGUGUUUGGAGUGAGCGUUUCUUCCAGCGUAGCUCUUUCCCACAGGGUUUGCCACGAGGCUGAGAUUGUGCUUCCUACCGAAACGUAGCACUGCCGUUGUGUUUGACUGAGGGGUGGGGGUGAAAGGCUGCUAUUGUGUGGUUAACAAAGCUAAACAGGUAUGACCAAAGGUGCGCUCGAGCAAAAAGUGUUUCUCGUAUGUCGUUAUCAGAAGUUGGUCUUGCUCUUCGGUUCUGUGUGUGCUGGGAUUUCCUUACGCAGACAGUUCUCUGAUGGACGAUAAAGCGUGUUGAUGUUGCAGAAAGUUUUCAGAAAUCCACAUACUUUGAAGUAGAAAAGGAAGGUGAUUCUGUGAAUCGGUUUUUGCAAUUGAGUUCUUGAACUACUGUACUUGACUGUUACACGAACUCUUACAUGGACAGCGAUGAAGUAAGCAAUGGAAAUGGCAUCAGGGCAUUCACCUUUCAAGUUGUAGCAAAUAUAUUUAGGCCUAGAGUCUAACUAUAUGAAACUUUUUAAAAUUCUUGUUCAGGUUCCUGGGGCAGAAAAUAGGUUUGCAUGGGAAGAACUGUUUUUCCUCUUAAAGCCACCUGCUUUCAGAAUUGUUUUGAGCUAAAUUUAACCGUGACAGUUGCAUCUGACACUUGCGUUCUGCCUUCAGGCGGAAUCUCCUGUAUUGUGCAAACAUUUGGAUAACCUUAUUCACUGAAUGGAAAAAGUUACAGCACUAAUGUCAAAAUGAAGAUAGACGUGGAGAACAGGAGCUUGCAGAGCCAGGUCAACGUGCUGGAAGGUACUAGUGAACAAUCCGACCCAAUACGAAUAUGGACAUGAAAAAGAAAAUGGCCUUCUGCCAGAGAAAGGAAUAAAACUGUACAAAUGCUAGAAAGUGGCAGCAAAAUGGACAGUAUUCAAAGCUUUGUCUAUCUGGGAAGUAUUGUUUUUUUUUUGUGGAUUUAUGAAGCUGUAAUAUUACUGUGAGGAAAAUACAGCUUGUUGAAGUAGCUGUUGGUGAUCUGAAGCUGAUAUGAAGAAACAAGGGGUUUCCUAAGAAACAACAAGAAGUUAUUUGGGCAAGAUGUAUAGGUUUCUAAUCUGCCCUGUGCUGUGGUGAUUUGAAUGUCUGAGAAGGCCAAGACUGCUGGUGGUUCAUUUAAAGGCUGCUGUUGUCAUUCGGAAAAAGCAGAAAUGCAGAAGACUUUGGUCAAUGAAAGGGGACACAUCUGUUGGAUGAAAAGUGACUUCUGCUAUGGUCUGUGCUUUCAGCCUGCCAAAAGGGUGCAGACCAAAAGAUUUAUGGAGGAGAUGGCUGCAUGACUCCAGAAACACAGGAGAUCUAAGGGCACUGGUGGUAGAGUUCAUCUGAGAUCUGCCCCUAUAUGGAAAGACGAGUAUAGAAGAGGUACUAGGAAAGAAAAAUGUGGUUAAUGCUUUUUCUCUGAAUUACAGAUUCAAAUGGAGUGAGAAUUACUGUAAAUGGAAUACGCAGAGGCAGCUCGGUUAUAGAAGAAUAUGAACUUAAUUGUCCAUGUAUGUAAAAUGUUGUCUUCAUUGCAAUGUCCCGAGUAGUGAAAGACUAGAUCCAUUGGUUGUUGCUACUGAUGCUGCAUAUUCAGAUGAGGACUAUGGCAGUUAUCAUAAUCUGUGUGUUACUGUGUAGAAUACUAUUUGCUGGUAAGUGGAUAGUCUCACAAGUUAAUGUGCUGUACAACUUCCUGCAUAUCCUAAAAGUAACUGAAGUCUAUUACAAAAAUAUUUUAAUAAUUCCUCAAUAUAUUAGGAUUUUUUUUUUUAUGUUGGCAUUUUAUUUAUUUAUUUUAUAUAGAAGAAGGAAUUCUUAGAACUCUUAGGUUUGCCAGAGGUUUGGGCUCACCACUUCUCUGAGUGGCUGUAGCUUGUGUAGCACGUGUUUCUGUAGUACCCGCUGCAGCUGCACAGCCUCCUGCAUAGAUCAGGGACGAGUGUUUCCUUAAUUUAUUUUUCUUUUAGAACACAGGUUUUGCAAGUUAGUUACUGCUAAAAUUGAAGUGUCAGUCUUUUUUCUCCCCUGGCUUUUUGGCAAAACUUAGCUGCCGCUGAACUGUUGUUGAAAUAACUGACAAAUUAAUUGUGUGGGGCUGAUUUUGGUUCUGGAGUCAUUGGGAGGAGUAAAGGCGAGGAGGGAGAAUCAAAAUGUGAUACAAACCGAAACUGUUGAGAGAAUUCUAAAGUCAUGCUAAAUGUUGAUUUUU
Messenger RNA from Empidonax traillii (willow flycatcher), 5155 nucleotides. It is a transcript of the gene ZBTB26, whose product is annotated as zinc finger and BTB domain containing 26. Gene Ontology annotation, biological process: regulation of immune system process; regulation of cytokine production; negative regulation of transcription by RNA polymerase II. The transcript has 3 exons. The record is from RefSeq and is a predicted model, not a curated record. NCBI's taxonomy places the organism in Eukaryota, Metazoa, Chordata, Aves, Passeriformes, Tyrannidae. Gene Ontology annotation, molecular function: protein binding. The coding region runs from base 145 to 1461 and encodes 438 amino acids.